This is a messenger RNA of Malania oleifera, 3093 nucleotides long. RefSeq names its product cullin-1. Lineage: Eukaryota; Viridiplantae; Streptophyta; Magnoliopsida; Santalales; Ximeniaceae. The record is from RefSeq and is a predicted model, not a curated record. Gene Ontology annotation, cellular component: cullin-RING ubiquitin ligase complex. Gene Ontology annotation, biological process: protein ubiquitination; ubiquitin-dependent protein catabolic process. The transcript has 21 exons. Bases 198 to 2516 code for a protein of 772 amino acids. Gene Ontology annotation, molecular function: ubiquitin protein ligase binding.
AUAGGUGAAUGUAAUAGAGAGGACUUUGUACCCGGAAGAGACCGCUUUCCAAUUCUCUCUCUCUCUCUCUCUCUCGUUUAUUCCUUCUCUCAUCAAUGCUCUGUCGGAACUCUCCCCUCUCUGCUCUCUCCUGCGAUUAGGGUUUUUGCGCCUCCACGAAUCAGAUUUUCUGAUUUGGAGUUCGAAAUUUUGCGAAUAUGACGUUGAAUGAACGCAAGACAAUUGACUUAGAACAAGGAUGGGAGUUCAUGCAAAAGGGUAUAACAAAAUUGAAGAAUAUUCUGGAAGGACUACCUGAGCAACAAUUCAGCUCAGAGGACUACAUGAUGCUCUAUACAACUAUUUAUAACAUGUGUACCCAAAAGCCACCACAUGAUUACUCUCAACAGCUAUACGAUAAAUAUCGGGAGUCUUUCGAAGAGUACAUUACUUCUACGGUGUUGCCAUCUCUAAGAGAGAAGCAUGAUGAAUUCAUGCUGAGGGAGCUUGUCAAAAGGUGGCAGAAUCAUAAAGUCAUGGUUAGAUGGCUUUCUCGCUUCUUCCAUUAUCUUGAUCGGUACUUCAUUGCUCGAAGGUCGCUUCCUGCACUGAAUGAAGUUGGACUCACCUGCUUCCGUGAGCUGGUGUACUUGGAGAUAAAGGGCAAAGUGAGGGAUGCUGUUAUUUCUUUGAUUGAUCAAGAGCGUGAGGGGGAGCAAAUUGAUCGUGCUUUAUUGAAGAAUGUUUUAGAUAUAUUUGUUGAGAUUGGAAUGGGGCAAAUGGAUUAUUAUGAAACUGACUUUGAAGCAGACAUGCUCAAAGAUACUGCUGCUUAUUAUUCUCGGAAGGCUUCGAACUGGAUACUUGAAGAUUCUUGUCCAGAUUAUAUGUUGAAAGCUGAGGAAUGUUUGAAACGUGAGAAGGAUAGAGUUUCACAUUAUCUACACUCUAGUAGUGAACCAAAGCUACUGGAGAAAGUUCAACAUCAGUUGCUGUCUGUAAAUGCUAACCAACUACUUGAGAAGGAGCACUCUAGUAGUGAACGAAAGCUACUGGAGAAAGUUCAACAUGAGUUGCUGUCUGUAUAUGCUAACCAACUACUUGAGAAGGAGCACUCUGGAUGUCAUGCAUUGCUGAGAGAUGACAAGGUUGAAGAUCUUUCAAGGAUGUAUAGGCUUUUUCUUAAAAUACCUCGAGGCUUGGAUCCCGUUUCUAAUAUAUUUAAACAGCAUGUUACAGCCGAAGGUACAGCCUUGGUCAAACAAGCUGAAGAUGCAGCUAGCAACAAGAAGGCAGAUAAAAGAGAUGUGGUUGGCUUGCAAGAACAGGUUUUUGUUAGAAAAGUAAUUGAACUUCAUGACAAGUACCUGGCAUAUGUGAAUGACUGUUUUAUGAAUCACACUCUAUUCCACAAGGCACUCAAGGAGGCUUUUGAGGUCUUCUGCAACAAAGGUGUUGCUGGAAGCUCAAGUGCAGAACUAUUAGCUACAUUUUGUGAUAAUAUUCUUAAGAAAGGUGGAAGUGAGAAACUGAGCGAUGAAGCUAUUGAAGAAACACUUGAGAAGGUAGUGAAACUACUUGCUUAUAUUAGUGAUAAAGACCUGUUUGCAGAAUUCUAUAGGAAAAAGCUUGCAAGGCGACUUCUUUUUGACAAGAGUGCUAAUGAUGACCAUGAGAGAAGUAUCCUGACAAAGCUGAAGCAGCAAUGUGGUGGUCAGUUCACCUCAAAGAUGGAGGGGAUGGUCACAGAUUUGACUUUGGCGAGGGAAAAUCAAGCCAAUUUUGAGGAGUAUCUGAGCAAUUAUCCACAUGUAAACCCUGGAAUUGAUUUAACUGUUACUGUGCUGACUACGGGCUUCUGGCCAAGUUACAAGUCCUUUGAUCUCAAUCUCCCAGCAGAGAUGGUUAAAUGCGUUGAAGUUUUUAGGGAAUUCUACCAAACAAAAACUAAGCACCGAAAAUUGACAUGGAUAUACUCGCUGGGCACAUGUAACAUCAAUGGAAAAUUUGAACCAAAAACCAUGGAGCUGAUUGUGACAACUUAUCAGGCCUCUGCCCUGCUGUUAUUCAAUGCCUCAGAUAGAUUAAGUUAUUCAGAGAUCAUGACUCAGUUGAACUUGACUGACGAUGAUGUUGUUAGACUGCUUCAUUCUUUGUCAUGUGCAAAAUAUAAGAUUUUAAACAAGGAGCCAAACACCAAAACAAUUUCUCCAACUGAUUAUUUUGAGUUUAACUCCAAAUUUACUGACAAAAUGAGGAGGAUCAAGAUUCCUCUGCCUCCCGUGGAUGAGAAGAAAAAGGUAAUUGAAGAUGUUGAUAAGGACAGACGCUAUGCUAUUGAUGCCUCAAUUGUGCGCAUCAUGAAGAGCCGGAAAGUUUUGGGUCAUCAGCAGUUGGUUAUGGAGUGUGUUGAGCAGUUGGGUCGCAUGUUCAAGCCUGAUUUUAAGGCAAUCAAGAAACGGAUUGAAGAUCUGAUCACUCGAGACUAUCUGGAAAGAGACAAGGAGAACCCCAACGUGUUCAAAUAUUUGGCAUGACUCAACCCAGCUGAUAAUCCAAUCAAAAUUGUUGUGGGGGAUGCUGGGGCUAAUAGCAUGGAAAGAUUGGUAAUCAGCUGGUGGUUGGAGUUGGGGCACAUACUGUAAAUGUUCACUAUUUGAGUGCCCUUCCGAUGAUUGCCUAGAGAUGAGAACUGAGAAUUCUUGUACAUUUUGCCUUCGAAGUCAGGUGCGAACAACUACUACAGAUUGCACAUCCAUGGAGAAAUGCAAUCAAUUCUGUAAUGUGUUCCAGAACACCAAGGGGACCAUCUGGCAUCUGUAGCAUCUUUUUCCUGCAACCCCCCUUUCAGGACUUUUAUGCUUGUUCUUUAGUCGUCAAUUUGCUGUCUUAUUAAAAAAAAAAAAAUCUGUAAUUUAAUUCCACUCUUUGAUGUGCAUUUUAUCAGUUCCAUAAACUGUCAGGCAAGUAGCCUGUCUUUGAAUUCAAACCAAAGACUUAGGUUAUCUAUCCGUUUGUUUAUAAUGCGCUCAUAAAGGAACGUCAUGUGGUUCUUUAGUUUUAACUGGAUGAUAUGAUAAAGAUGCGAGGAAGUGGCAUGCUCUUAUAUGUUUA